Molecule: messenger RNA, 1874 nt
Organism: Lates calcarifer (barramundi perch)
Lineage: Eukaryota; Metazoa; Chordata; Actinopteri; Centropomidae
Exons: 6
Coding region: 304-1224 (306 amino acids)
Biological process (GO): positive regulation of neuron differentiation; negative regulation of Notch signaling pathway
Cellular component (GO): nucleus
Molecular function (GO): transcription corepressor activity; DNA binding
Source: RefSeq, a predicted model, not a curated record
GUAAAAAUAAAAAUUUCUUAACACAGUAAUCUUAUAUACAUGUGUAUCAUGUAUGGUUAAAGUUAAACACAGAGGCAGUAUUUCACACAUAUUUAACCGCAAACGUUUUGCGCGGCUGUUAUAAAUGAGCCGUAAUUGUGUCAGGAUCUAUGUAGUGUACUACUGCAGUAGUACUACUACUUCCUCUACUACGCAGUAUUUCCAUUUACUGCGCUGUCUUUGUCCUCAGUAACUGUGGUUACAGUUUAUCCUUGAAAUCGAGCUGAACGGCCAGAUUUUCUUUUUAUUUAUUCUUUUAUCCUCAUGCCACCCAAGAGGGACGCAGGAGCAACUCCAGCACAACCACCAAUGAAGAUGAUUAAGAUCGGCACAGAUGCACAGGAGUUUGGCUGUGAUCCAGCGGAGGACAAGUACAGGUUGGCUGAAGAGUCCAGCUACUCACCUUUUCCCAGCAAUGAGAAUGACACCAUUGAAUUUGACGAAGAAAAUAUUGCAAGUCCAGGCAUCAGAACAGACACCAUCAGCCUCCUCAUGAAAAUAGAGCAGCUGCAGGCACAACUCAAAUAUGAACGCAGAUGUAGAAUUUUGGCCGAGCGAGAGCUGAGGGAGCUGAAAGAGAUGAACACUCUCAUGAUGCAGAUGAGGCACACAGCACAUGAACUACGAGUCACCCUGGAUCACGUUCUCCAAGGAGGCGAGGCAGCAGUUGCACCACAAAACUCUCAAGAUGAAACCAUGUCUUUCCUGGCUGAGCCUGAGGCAGAGAUGAGAGAGGUUCAUAAUAUCCCGGAGGACGACCACAACUUCCUGUUUCUCUCAGAGAAUCUUCGAGUUCCCAAAAAUCUUUAUGAGCGCAUUGCAGAGAUUGCAGACUACAAGAAGUACACCUCAGCGCUGCUGAUGAUACUUUUUGACAGAGAAACAUUGGCUACACACUCUCUGCAGGGCCGGAGGAACACCUUCACAGGCGAGGAUUGCCACAAACCUCAACUCCCACCUGAGAUCUUGAGAAGUAUAAUUGAUCAUGUGGCAGUCAAGUUUGGUGUUGACAGCAGCCAAAUAAAAACUGCAAUCCGGACAAAGUUGAAUAACGAGGACAAACUAUUAAAGAAGAGGCUGGGUUUGGGUAAAGCUGAAAACAAAGCGACUAUUGAUCAAAGCUUUUGCCAAGAUGCUUCACUCUUGCCUGAAAAUGGAGCGAUGAGAAGUGACUCUCAGUUAUAGCAUUUAUAUAUGGCAAGUCUGCCUUCAUUUGUUAGUCACCAGUUUUUCAUGUGUGAUAGAAAUGUGUGGCAGAAUACUUUUUCUUAAACCACAUCUAGUUUAUUCAGUAUUGAAAUCUAGUGCUUGAAGUCACUUUAUUUUCUUAACUCUUUUCAGAAUUCUUCCUUUUUUUUACUUUGGACAGCUGUUUUUGUCUAUUGUACUGUACGUUGGAAAAGUGCAAAGUUUAACCUGGUGACCUAGUGACCCAUUGAACUGCACUAUAAAAUGUCACGUGUAAUCAUCAGUGGUGAAAAUAACCAAGUGUUCUUAUUUAAUUUGAGGUAGUAAGUUGCUGUGUCUUGAUAACAGGUCUGUGAAGUCAAUCUUUGUCAAACAUUUAUACUGUAUCUUAACCAGCUGGCCUUCGAGUGUUUGAAAGUAGGAAAUGUUUGAAAUGUUUAAAAUAAUAGAGAUCUCAUUAGUACCUUGUUGUUCAUGAACAAAUUGUGCAUUACAUCAAGAGAUACUGUCUUUCUAGAAUAGUUUUUUGCAGCUAGUUCUUAGAAUAAGCCAGAGGUGAUAAUUAACCUCCUGUCUCCACAACAUCUGAUUCACCACUCUGUUUGUUGUGCUUCACUAUGUGCGAGCCAGUAAAUUUUUGGAACCGA